This is a messenger RNA of Mycena indigotica, 750 nucleotides long. RefSeq lists its product as uncharacterized. Lineage: Eukaryota; Fungi; Basidiomycota; Agaricomycetes; Agaricales; Mycenaceae. The record is from RefSeq and is a predicted model, not a curated record. Gene Ontology annotation, cellular component: mitochondrial membrane. The coding region runs from base 1 to 750 and encodes 249 amino acids. Gene Ontology annotation, biological process: mitochondrial proton-transporting ATP synthase complex assembly. The transcript has 3 exons.
AUGCUGCGGCGCUGCCCGCAUUCUCUCCUUAGGACCCGUGCUCUGACCUCUUUUUUGCGCCAUGAAUCGACACUAGCCGCCUCAACUACAUCAAAUACCCAUUUCGACUCCUCACUCCCUCCAGUCUCAAUCUCGCCAGACAAAGUCGUGUACCGAGGCCCACUCACCAAUACCUUCCGUCGCCUCAAGAUCUUCUCCCUUUCCUCACUCUCCUUAUGCACUACUAUGGUUCCCUUAAUGUUUGCCAUCGAGACCAACUUGCCUGUCACUGCGCGUGCUUUUCUCGCCACAACGGCGGUCAGCACGUCUGCGGUCAGCACCUCUCUGAUUGGCUGGGCAGGCCGGAGCUAUGUCACGAAACUCAGCGUCACCAAGAACCCUGAGACAGACCGUGUGCAGGAGAUCGAGGCUACCACAUUAACACUCAGGUUAAAACCGCGUAUAACACGGAUAUAUGACCCGACAUUCGUUGUCCGUUCAUCGCGUCCGUUUGCGAAAUGGGAAUUGGCAGACCUCGUCGUCAUCCCGCCCGACAUGCAGAGCGCCAACACAAGUGCAGGCCAGGAAGAAACCGUCGCCGAGACGCGGGACGCGUCAGGCAAUAUCCUCGGGCGAUGGAUUGUUCGUUGGGGAGAAAACGGAGAGGGAAAUUGUCGCGAGGAGGGCAGUGUGAUGAGGCAUUUCAACGUUCAUGAGGAGCUUCUACCCCAGAUUGUCGCGGAAGAUGUUGCACCCGGGUCGGAGACUUGA